Molecule: messenger RNA, 2075 nt
Organism: Monomorium pharaonis (pharaoh ant)
Lineage: Eukaryota; Metazoa; Arthropoda; Insecta; Hymenoptera; Formicidae
Gene: ref(2)P
Product: sequestosome-1
Exons: 3
Coding region: 198-1697 (499 amino acids)
Biological process (GO): mitophagy; aggrephagy; endosome organization
Cellular component (GO): aggresome; amphisome
Molecular function (GO): K63-linked polyubiquitin modification-dependent protein binding; zinc ion binding; protein kinase C binding
Source: RefSeq, a predicted model, not a curated record
GAUUGUGUAUAAAAGUGAGCGGCCACGGGCGUCACCUCGACAAACGACGUGCGACUUUCGACGAGAUCGUAUCUGUUAAAAACGUGAUAAAAAAAGAAGAGGAAAGAACGCGAGAGAGAGAGAACGCAUAUCGACGACGCUUCGGACAUUUCCAAAAUAUUCCUCUCCAUUUAAGCUUUUGCUGAAUCGGAACGACCAUGGCGAAGAUGAGCUUCAAGGUGUACUUGGUAAACGAGAAUCCGUGGACCUGCACGGAAGUGCGCAGAUUCGGCGUCGACGCCGACGUCGCGACGAAUUUCGUAUAUCUUCGCGAGAAAUUGCAAACCGUCUUCCCGAGCCUACGGGGCAAAAUCUUCACCGUCGGCUGGAAAGAUGAAGAAAAUGAGACCAUUACCAUAUCUACUAAUGAAGAGUUGGAAAUUGCACUGGAAGACAUGGCUAAGAAAAAUAUCUACAAACUAUACGUCUUCCUAAAAUUAGAGCGAGAUGCAAUAGACAUGUCAAAGAUAGAAAAAAUAUUGCAUCCUGGUGUGGUAUGUGAUGUAUGCGACAAGGAUAUACAUGGUUUUCGCUUCAAGUGUAUGGAAUGUCCAGAUUAUGACUUGUGCACUGAUUGCAUGAAUCUUGGCAAUCAUUCGGAGCAUUACAUGGUUCGCAUGACUCAGCCGAUCGAGUGGUCGAGUCACCAUGGGCGCCGACUUGCUCACCAUGUGCGCAAGUUUGUGAAGAAAGCAGCGCAGCACUGUAAAGAAGAUGAGCGCAAAUAUACACCGCAUAAGAGCAAACGAACUAGCUGUCCCAUGUUCAGCGCAGAUGGUAAAUUUGGCCUUUUUGAUCCGUCUGUAAACGUACUGGAAAAUUUCAUUGUAGACGUUUGUACUGCUCUGUCAGACGAAAGCUGUCAGGUCUGUCACGAGCAGAAGCGGCCUAAGGAACAACCUAAGGAACCGUCCGCGGAAGCUGCGACUGAGGCGACGGAGGAUCCUCAGCAGGAAGCAACCAGGCACUCUUUCUCGCAGCUGUUAAAGAUUGUUGAGGAUAACAUUUCCAACAUCUCGCAAUUCCUAGAUCCACUCGGCAUCAACGUCACCGUGAUGACUGACAAUGAUUCCACUCAGAAACCUGCAGACAAGGCGCAGACAAAGGCUAGCACCCAAAAGUCCGAGCCCCGCGCGUCUACGUCUUCAGAGGACUCUGCUAAGAAGUUCCCUGGUGAGGGAAAGAAACUGCGCGACGAACCUGUAAGUACUGCAGCUGUUCCUUCAACAGAUAACACAUCAUUACAAAAGGAAUCAGCACCAGCAGCAGCAACAACAACAACAACAACCUCUGCUGAGCAAGCAGCCGAAGCCGAGGAAUGGACGAUGAUACAACGCGAAAGUCCCAAUAUUAGCCGUGCUUCGUCCACUUCCUCUUCAUUGAAUGCAAAUGGAACUACGCCUAAGCAGGUUAUACCAUCUGCACCGACAGCACCAGAGCCAGAGAAAACUUCAUCAAACCAGAAAAUGUACCCAUCCUUACCUGAAGAAGUAAGGCAAGAGUUCUAUCAUCCAAAUCCUAAGAUUCAACGGGCCGUAGAAGCGAUGAUGGCGAUGGGAUUCUCCAACGAGGGUUCAUGGCUCACUCAUCUGUUAGUUGCACAAAAUGGUGACAUCGACAAAGCAUUGGAUGUAAUUCAUCCGGUACGCCGUCAUUAGAAGGGAUGGGGCCAAAACUAUAGUUAAUAGUAGUUAAUGCAAUAAGCGGUAAAAUAAUUAAUAUCGUGUCGAUAGUUCGUAAUUACUGUUGAUUAUAUAACAUCUUUUCUAUAUUGUUGGUUUAUUUCACACAUACUAUGAUACGGUUCUGUACGGUUCUUUUUAGAAGCUUGAACAAUGCAUAACUUUAAAUUUGUUCUUAAUUGAUCAUAUGUAUCUCAAUAUACUAUUUUGUAUCGGUAUUGCUAAUUUAUGUUGCGAACAUAUAUUGACGUUAUUUUAUAAAAAAUACUUCAAUAUUGUUUAACAUAUAUAUUUUUUCUUUUUCUAUGAUUUUUAAUGCAAGAAGUUAAAAUAUUUUUGGUGACUGGAUUAUUA